AUGGCACUUCAUUCACUUCGUCUCCGCCGCAUUUUAUCCGCUCUUUCCGCCUUCCACCACUAUACGGCAGUAUCUGGUCAAACCAGCCGCUCUAUUUUCUCUCCUUCUGUUCCGUUACUGUCUAAAUCUCUGCCUAUGAUCUCACCACAUUGGCCGCUGAUAUCGUCGUCAAUGGCUUCAUAUUCCCAGUCAUCAUUUGGGAGCAACAACAAAAUUGACAAGGUGGGGUCCGAUACAUUAGUAUUGGAGGGCGCCGAUUACCACCACUGGCUCAUCAUCAUGGAAUUUCCUAAGGACCCAAAACCCACUCCUGAGGAGAUGGUUCGUACCUACGAAGAAACCUGUGCGAAAGGCCUAAAUAUAAGUUUGGAAGAAGCAAAACAGAAGAUGUAUGCUUGUAGUACUACAACGUACAAGGGGUUUCAAGCUGUGAUGACAAAAGAAGAAUCAGGGAAAUUUCGUGGUUUACCUGGUGUUGUGUUUAUAUUGCCUGAUUCCUACAUCGAUCUUGUAAACAAGGAGUAUGGAGGAGACAAAUAUAUAAAUGGAGUCAUUAUACCAAGAAGACCACCCAUUCAAUCUGAUCAACCAAGAUACGAGAGGGUACCUAGAUCAACAUCGAAUAGGCAAGGUCAUCCAUCCUUCAAUCAACAGGGUUCAACGCAAGGAGAUGGACGCCAUUUCAUAGCUUCACAAAACUAUUCGCCACAAGGUCCAUCCCAAAAUCACGGUCCCCCAGGGCCUAGAGAAAGGAGAGAUCCUUCACCUAUGAAUAGCAAUGCUCGUGAAGGAAGAGGUCCAAUGCCUUUCCAUCAAAGGUCCAUUGGCUUCCCAUCAAGGAAACUACCAUUAAAGGGGGCAGGUAAACAAUUAGGGAGUAUUUGGGGAGUUGGAAUGUAA
Molecule: messenger RNA, 900 nt
Organism: Cucumis melo (muskmelon)
Lineage: Eukaryota; Viridiplantae; Streptophyta; Magnoliopsida; Cucurbitales; Cucurbitaceae
Product: multiple organellar RNA editing factor 1, mitochondrial
Exons: 5
Coding region: 1-900 (299 amino acids)
Biological process (GO): cytidine to uridine editing; mitochondrial mRNA modification
Cellular component (GO): mitochondrion
Source: RefSeq, a predicted model, not a curated record